AUGGCAAAACGACUUACCGAGGAGGAGAAGGCGAGGAGGGAGGAGCAGAAGAAGAAGGAGAAGGCGGAGAAGGCGGCGAAGAGGAAGGAAGAGGCUGCUGCGAAGGGAAAGCAGACAGCUGGUCGAGGGCGACGAAAGCAACCAAAGACCCCCGAGAUGGUCCCUUCCGACGACGAGGGCAGGGCUGGAGACGGCGACGGCGUUGGGAGUGCAGGAGGUAAGCGCCGAGCCACACGUCAGGGCAACACGCGUGCGGCGAAGAAGGCCAGGACAGCGGAGGGAUCAACUGCUGAGCAAGGAGACGAUACCAGCAAGGCGGUGGAGGGUGAGAGUAAUGGGGAAGGGGAAGUAAUGGAUGUCGAUGCGCAGGACACCAACCAGGCUAGUGCUAGCACUAUAGCGGGUACUGAAAAGGCCAAGAAGGUUACCAAGAAGAAGGAUGUGAAGGUCGACGAGGAGGAACAAAGCAUGACACUCGAACAACGGCUCGAACGACGUUCGAACAUCCACGAUGACAUGGCACGCAUGCUCGAAGCUCGAGGGGAGGUUGCUGGGCACUACAUGGACCUCCAGGUGACCGUAACCUCGAGUUUCCUGGGCUACGCAUUGGUGUACAUGGGCGGAGGUCCGUCAUUCAAUAACCAGCACCUCCAGACGUUCACCGCGAACCGCUCCAAGUUCCUUCGUCGGGGUAUUUACCAGUUUGAGGGCCCUGACGAGGCGAACCUGCGUUUCAUAUCCAUGUUGCCCCUCGAGUACCGCACGUUCAACAAUCGCCCCCUCGUUAAAUCCGUCUUUGAUGAACUUUUGGCCGCUGGACCUAACCUCGCACCCCAGGCGUUCGAACACGCCAUCGUUCUCGCCCUUCCCGGAUCCGUGAUCGACAAGGCCAGCACGUUUUCGGAGGAGCCACCUAAGUUCCCUUGGGACGUCAAGAAGCUCCGUAUCAACCCAGAUGCUGUCAAGGAGUACAACGAGAAGCAUCAAGACGAGCCAGCGGCUGCUCACCUGGUGAACGGCGCCCAUCGGGGAGAGGUUAUGGAGGCGUUAACAAAGGACAUGCGGGCGACGUGGGCAGACCUGCUUGUCGCAGCGGCAAACAGCCAAAGUUCAGAGGACAAGGAGAAGGUCCUGGCCGCCAUCCGUAAGGACACCAAGCUCCUCGAGGAGACCGGAUUCUGGUGCGCCAAGAUCUACGACUUGGAGUCCCUCCGCUCUGCGAAGCAUGGUAUUGAAGGGUUGCGUAUGCUCGCCGCCAACCCCGACUUUGCCUCCUCGCCCGACCGACCUUUCGACACUCUCAGGAACACUGUGACCGUUCUUAUCACCCUCCCCGCCGAGUACAAGGUCUGGAAGAAGCAGAUCUCCUACCUACCGAGCGAGCCCCUCCUCCGAUCAUUGACGGACUCCCCAGUCGCACUCGAAGACGUCAUUCACACAUUUGCUACGGAUGCCCACAGGCAUGGGACCCACUGCAAGCUCUCGUACGCGUUUUUCGAAAACUAUCGAGGGCUGAUUGGGUCGAUCAUCUCCCCCCUCAUUCGCUCCAUGUUCCGCCCAGUCUCAUGGCUGGCAGCCCCAGCAAGUGCCGUCCCAGCUGGGUCAUCGUACGACCCCUCAUUCGUCCAGAUGGGUUACGACUCACUUGGCCCGUCGUUCUGGGAAGCUGUCGACAAGGCGUAUGUUGACAAGCUCAAGCCCUUCUUCGUAUCGUUUGCGACCCCACGAGUCCAUCUGGAAGAAGAGUCGGCGGGAUGGCUUAAGGCUGUCUCAGAGUUCUACGACGCAGUUCACGCUUGGCUGGUCGAGAACGCCGACAGGGCUAAGAAGGCCGAAGAAACCGGGCUCAAGAUCCCUCACCUUGACACUAUCCUACUUAUGCCCGAACGCCUGCGCAAGAUUCAAGACUCGAUCGCCAAGAAAGAAGACGGAGAGUGGGCGCUUCCCAUCUACGUCCCCCAGUUUGUUUGGAAGCUUGUGGAGGACCUUCGUACCCGGUCUGAGGGUAUCAAAGUUGCCAUUUCCCUCAUCGACCCUGGUUUCCUGGCGCCAAUCCACGGCAACAACAAUUACGACUACACCAUCGAAGAUGUAGCUCGGUGGAUCGCUACGCACCCCAAGGAUGGUGUCACUAACCCGGGCGACUUUAUGGAGGACGACUGCUCAGAAGCUAUUCUCGACGGGUUCCGAAAGGUCAUAUUUCGCUAUCGCAACAGCGCACUGGUUGAUUGGACAAAGGGUCGAGCAGCGUGGAGUUGGUUGGGCAAAGGGGCACCUAUCGGUGCGGGGUUGAGCAAGCUCAGCCACCACACCGAGUACACUAACCAUGUCCAGAAUUCUGUCAAGUACAUCCCCCUGAUGCUGCGUGAGUACGCUACACUCCAGUCCGAGCAGGAGGCCAAACACGUUGCCGAGUAUCCGGAGCUCGCCCCUUCAGUCAAGGCUCGAAACGGCACCAACUACCCUAUCGCACCCAAGUCCAUUCCUGAUGACAAGCGCCCCAAACCCCCCGAUGUUUACCCCGAAUACUACAGCUGGGUCGAGCCACUUCUCAUCCGAACUGGGCGCCCUUGGAUGGCUUGGACCCCAGGAAAAUCCAACCAGGCGCAUAACCUGCGCGCUAUGUCAGCCACGACAUCGUUCUGGAGGAAUCUCAUCGCUCUUCCUAAGCUCGCCGACAUGGUCAAGACCGACGCACUUACUUGGGCGGUCUAUGGCGAACUCUUGGAAGUCAUCCACACCCAUCGAAAGGACUGGUCCCCUUGGCACGGCAUUGGGAAGAACGACCAUCAGGCUACGUCAGAGUCAUCCCAGCUCUUCAGUGAACGCAAGGUUCAGGACUACAAGGAAGCCCAUGACCUCGAAUCUCUCAUACGUGUUCAAACCGUUGACAUGGCUCGCUUCUACAACUCUCUCGUCCGAUCGUUCGCUAUUUCGUAUACUGUCAGCGUGAAGGAAAAGGGGAAGCACGUUCAAAAGUCGUUCACUCGCAUUCCAGUGGCCGCCCGCAAUGACUUUAUCAGCGCGCUGAGGCGCGCGUGCUACAAGUGCAUGCUUGAACGCGUGCGCUUUGCCAAAGUCACUCUCAAAGGGGGCAAGCAGAUGAGGCUCGACGCGACCGACCUUAGCAUCAUGGACGACGUCCUCGAGCGCGAGUUCGACAUCACCAUACCACCCGAGGACUCCGAUAUGUUCAUGACAUUGGACGAACUUCAAAGCGCUGUCCGACCGUUGAAGAAAAAGGAGAAAGUGCUCGCUCUAAUGGGCAAAGGACCUGCUGAGCCCCUUCGAUCAUCAAAACUAGGGGUUGCCGUACCCAUCCCCAACGCGCCCAACUACAAGAUCAAGAAACCCAAGGUCAAGAAGCCAGCCCAGCGUCUCCCCCAAGGUGGGGUCACGUUGAUGAACAUUGAAGGGGAGAACGACGAGGAGAUGGAAGACGUUCAAGCAGAGGAGAACGAGCAGGAUGAGGAGGAGGAGGAGGAGGAGGCAAACGAGGACGACGGCGAGCAGGAGGAGCAGGAUGACGAAAACGAAGGCGAUGACGACGAGGGCGAUGACGAGGACGAGGAUGAGGGCGAUGAUGACGACGAGGGCGACGACGACGACGACGACGACGACGACGACGACGACGACGACGAGGGUGAAGGUGAGGGACUUAGGGUUAGGGUUAGGGUGUAG
Molecule: messenger RNA, 3681 nt
Organism: Coprinopsis cinerea okayama7#130
Lineage: Eukaryota; Fungi; Basidiomycota; Agaricomycetes; Agaricales; Psathyrellaceae
Exons: 13
Coding region: 1-3681 (1226 amino acids)
Source: RefSeq, a predicted model, not a curated record